Molecule: messenger RNA, 2195 nt
Organism: Nelumbo nucifera (sacred lotus)
Lineage: Eukaryota; Viridiplantae; Streptophyta; Magnoliopsida; Proteales; Nelumbonaceae
Product: protein BASIC PENTACYSTEINE7-like
Biological process (GO): response to ethylene
Cellular component (GO): nucleus
Molecular function (GO): DNA-binding transcription factor activity; sequence-specific DNA binding
Source: RefSeq, a predicted model, not a curated record
AGAGCAGCCCAAGAAAGGUACGCAGAGCGAGUAUUUCAUGGCAGUAGAGGCAUCUCUGUGCUUGCAAAACCAAUAGAAACAGAACAAAGUUACUUUUUAGUUUUUUCCUUCGCCCCCCCCCCCCCUCUCUCUCUCUGAACUACUACUACUACACCCAACAAGAUGGAAAAGAGGAAAGACUGAAAUGUUUACCGGGAAAAGAGUUUCUUCCGUCAAAAAUAAACGAGGAUAAUUAGAAGUCUUUCUUGGUGAUCGUUUAUCUAUUCUGGUUCUUCUUUCACGGGAAUAUGUGUUUCCCCUUGCAAGUUCUUAGGUUCGGCUUGGUUUGAUUGAUGACCCAGACGAUGUAUCAACAGUUUCUUCUCUGACUUUGAGGGUCUCGAGUGGUUACUGGCAUGGGUCUUGGUUUCCUUCUCAGCUUAUGUGUUUUUAUAUGAUGAAAUUGGUUUUCUUUGGUUUUAAUCCAUUAGCUUUAUUGCACUGUGUAGGGUUUACAUUUUAUUGUGCAUUCAGGAGUCAAUAGAUCAAGUUUUGUUUUUUAUUUUCAUUUAAGAUGUCUGAUGAAAGACUUCAUCGAUGCUAAAUAUUGCGCUGAACUGUUCUGAAGUGAUCUUUUGUUUCUAUAAAAGUACAUUCUGUAAAGUUAGAAUCAUUUUCUUCCUGAAUCCAUGGAUCAACUGUUAUACCUGCUGUUCUUAAACGUUCCGACAAGGGGCCCUGUAUUUUGCGCCGAGGGUGUCAGUUUCAGGCAUACAGUUUUGGUAUUGAGUUCAUCUGUUGAUCAUGGUUCCUUUUUUUGGACUCUCUGAAGCGAUUUGACUAAUUAUUUUCUUGUUAUAUGACUGAUUUUAGAGACAAUUUGAAGUUACAUUUGGCUAUUUUGUCUAGGCUAAUUGUUUUAUAAUAUGGUUUGUGCCAUUGUUUGUAGUUGGUGUUUCUCCACGUUUCUCUGGAAUUUCUGAUGCUGGUUUGUUCUACAUUAAUGUCACAUUACAGUUUCCUUUCUAGUAUGCGGAUAUAGUAGUCUGUUUCCCUGCACAAGAAAUCAUUUGAGGAUUGUUUUGUCACUGGCUUACAUGGAUGAGAAAGGUGGACUGGGUAUUCGGAAUUGGAAUUUCUCGGAGCAGUCCGUGGGUGUAGAUGCAGUAUUGAAGCCCGUCUCUGGAGUCCAAGUCCCUGGUGGAACCUCUGGACAUCAAACUGCCUUUUUAAAGAUGGGGGCAUAUGGCAACAGAAAUUCCAUGAUUCCUCAUGCUGAUGCAGGAGCAUCUGCUAUGGAGUAUGCUGGGCACUGUUGGGUUCACCCUAGAAACUUCUUGCCUGUCAAUAAAGCCAGUCCGUCUCCACUUCAGGCAAUUCCACUGAACACAGACGGAGGCAUCCCUGUUGUUCCUACUGGUAUGGGUGUACCAACAGAUGGACAAACACAAAGUAGUGAGUUUGGGACUAAAUCAUCAAAGAUCAGAAAACAGCAGCCUUCUGCAAAGAAGUCUAAUCGUGUUGCUUCCAAGGUCUUAAGGCCAAAGCAACCCAAAAAGAAGCCCUCUGUCUCUACAAAAAAGAAGAAUAAUUCUAUAUCCACUGUAAAGCAUGAGAAGAAAAUUUUGGAUAUUGUCAUAGAUGGAACCACGAUAGAUUUUUCACAGAUGCCUGCUCCAAUUUGCUCCUGCACUGGUGUAGCUCGACAGUGCUACAGAUGGGGUGCCGGUGGAUGGCAAUCCUCCUGUUGCACCACAAGCAUAUCUGAAUACCCUCUCCCAAUGAGUACCACAAGGCCUGGAGCACGCAUGGCGGGGAGGAAAAUGAGUAAUGGUGCAUAUGCAAAGCUUCUGCAGAGACUUGCAAGUGAAGGUUAUGACCUUUCUCAUCCAGUUGACUUGAAGGAUCAUUGGGCUAGACAUGGUACCAAUAAGUUUGUUACAAUCAAGUAAAGGUGAAAACUUGAAAAGUGGUUUCUUUUAUGCUUUGUUUUCAUGCUUCUCUAAUUCAAGUUUUUGCUGUUUAGAUAUACUUCCUGCUGUAUCUAGAGACAUGAUAAAGCAGUUUUGUAAAGGUGAUUUGCUGUCAUAUCACAAAGACCUGCCUUUAGGUUCUUCUGAUGAGAAAUUAGUUGGGAUUUUAAUUUAUCAAGAUUAACUACUUUACAUCACCUGUAAAUGGCUUUUCCUUCUAUUGUUCCUUUCUAUAUUUCUUCA